Metarhizium album ARSEF 1941 is the source of this 2337-nucleotide messenger RNA. RefSeq names its product glucan 1,3-beta-glucosidase GLUC78 precursor. The transcript has a single exon. Gene Ontology annotation, molecular function: polygalacturonase activity. Bases 1 to 2337 code for a protein of 778 amino acids. Lineage: Eukaryota; Fungi; Ascomycota; Sordariomycetes; Hypocreales; Clavicipitaceae. The record is from RefSeq and is a predicted model, not a curated record.
AUGGGACCGUCGACAUUCGUCUCAGCGUUCUUCUUGACGCUCCAACUCGUUGCUUCGCCAUCGCUUGCAGCUCCGUCACCUGAUGUUGGCCAAGCUGCUGCCAAUGCCACCGGCCUGAACUGGUGGAUGGCAGACAUCAGGCGGCAAGGGAGAGCGGCCUACGCUGCCCCAGACUACGUCGUAUUUCGCAACGUCAAGGACUACGGUGCCAAGGGCGACGGGAGCACUGAUGACACUGAGGCCAUCAACCGGGCCAUCUCCGAUGGGAACCGCUGUGGUAAGGGGUGCGAUUCCAGCACCACAACUCCGGCUCUCGUCUAUUUCCCUCCCGGUACCUACUCUGUGUCAAGGCCCAUCGUCCAGUACUACUACACUCAGCUGGUCGGUGAUUUUGUUGGCAUGCCCACUCUCAGGGCUACCCCCGACUUCAAGGGCAUAGCUGUCAUCGACUCGAAUCCCUACGUCGACGGCGGCAAGAACUGGCAUACCAACCAGAAUAACUUCUUUCGGCAAAUUCGAAACUUCAUAGUUGAUCUCACUCAUCUUCCCAAGGAGACUGGCACGGGUAUCCAUUGGCAGGUUGCCCAGGCCACGUCGCUGCAAAACAUCGUGUUCAACAUGAUUCAGGACAAGUCACCCGACAACAAGCAGCAGGGUAUCUUCAUGGAGAAUGGAUCUGGUGGUUUUAUGAGUGACCUGACUUUCAACGGCGGCGCCAUGGGUGCUUUUCUCGGUAACCAGCAGUUCAUGACCCGCAACCUGAAGUUCAGAAACUGCAACACCGCCAUUUUCAUGAACUGGAACUGGCUCUGGACUUUCCACGGCGUCUCCAUUGACAACUGCGGCGUGGGCAUCAACAUGGCCAACGGAGGGGACGGCGCUCAGACUGUCGGCUCCAUCGUCCUCGUCGACAGCACCAUCUCCAAUACCCCUGUCGGUGUUAUUACCGCCUACAGGCCUGAUCAAGUCGGCACCAACGGUACACUUGUUCUUGACAAUGUCGACACAAGGACCAAUGUCCCCGUCGCAGUCCAAGACGAAAACAAGCGGACAAUUCUCCCGGGCAACACCCUUAUUCAAUCCUGGGCGCAGGGCCGAUCCUACAAAGGCCCGACUGGCGAGGCCAGACAGGGUGAGAGGAGUGCCGCCCCCCGGCCUGCUGGUCUUCUCGACAGCACGGGCAGAUACGUCACGAGAAGCAAGCCUCAAUACGAGGACGUUGCAGCGGGCAAAUUCAUUUCUGUCAAGUCGCAAGGCGCCAAGGGUGACGGAACGACUGAUGACACAGCCGCGAUCCAGAAAGUCUUCGACAUGGUGCGCCCGGACCAGAUUGUCUACUUCGACCAUGGUGCUUACCUCAUUACCGACACCGUCAGGGUCCCCAAGAACGUCAAGGUUGUUGGUGAGCUGUGGCCCCUGAUUAUCGCUGGUGGCUGCAAGAAUUUCCUGGAUGAGUCGAACCCCAGGCCCGUCUUCCAGGUCGGCAAGUCUGGUGAUGUUGGCAACGUCGAAAUGCAGGAUCUCAUAUUUCAGACUCGGGGCCCCCAGCCUGGCGCUAUUCUCAUGGAGUUCAACGUUGCUGGCGAAUCCGUUGGAUCUGCCGCCCUGUGGGAUGUUCACUUCCGCGUCGGAGGCAGUGCUGGCACGAGGCUCCAGUCUGACAAGUGCAGCAAGCAGCCCGAAAAAGUUGGUCCGCCAAACCGUGAGUGCAUGGGUGCCUUCUUGCUCGUCCACGUUACCGCGGGUGCCAGUCCCUACUUCGAGAACACUUGGCUCUGGGUCGCCGAUCACGAACUGGACCGGCCUGACCACAAUCAACUCUCCAUUUACAACGGUGGAGGCCUCCUCGUCGAUAAAGCCGUAAGAGUGGUGUUGGUGGCGGUGUUUGUUGAGCACAACCAAAAGUACAACAUCCAGUUCGUCGGGGUCAGGGAGGCUGUUGUGAUGCUUUUCCAAACGGAGACGGCAUAUAUGCAGGGCAACCCAGAUGCUCGCCAGCCGUUCAAGGCCAACAGCAGGUUCUCGGACCCCGACUUCACCCAGUGCACCGGCCCUAAGUGUGCCCGCACCGUGGCACUCCGAUUCGUGGACUCGACCGACGUCCGUGUGUUCGGCGUCGGCUCCUACAGUUUCUUCGACAACUACGCCCAGACAUGUGUUGGUUUGAAUAACUGCCAGGACCGCAUAAUACAUGUCGAGAAUUCCAAGGUGGAAAUGUGUGGUGUCAGCACCAAGGCCAGCGUGGAAAUGGUGACGUUGAAUGGUCAAGCGGCGGCUCUGGACUCUCACAACCGUAACAACUUUUGCGGCACGAUUUCUGAUUUUAGUUCAUAUUAG